GCCAGUGUCCAGAAAUUAAACAUUGCUUCAUUUCGAUCAUGGAUUCCGGCCACCGUUAAAAAAAUACGCGACACUGAUUUAAUCUAAUCUCAAGAUGUAGUGAUCCCAAUAUUAUAUAAAAUAAGAGCUUCGCUGGCGGGAUUUGACGCAUCAGAUGAGAAUAAAAGAUGUGUUGGACAGGCACAGCUUUCAGUACGAUUCCUGCUGACGCUGAAAGACGCUGACCAGAAUGAUGCUGUUUGUACACAUUUUGUGUGCUUUAUUGAUCUUAGGCGCAUUGGCGGAUGACGAAUACGUCGUGAUAACUAAAAACGAUUACGAAAAUAAUCAGAUUAAUUUUCCGCCACUUUCGACGAACUUUGUAAAAUACCUGCCGACUUGGGACAGUCUAGACAAUCGACCACUUCCAUCUUGGUACGAUGAAGCAAAAUUGGGAAUUUUCAUUCACUGGGGUAUAUUCAGUGUACCCAGCUUUGGUUCUGAAUGGUUUUGGAACAAUUGGAAAGAGGAAAUUAUAGAUACAAAAUAUCGUGACUUUAUGAAAGAAAGAUACCCUCCAAACUUUACCUAUCAAGACUUUGCACGUGACUUCACUGCUGAAUUUUUCAACGCUACCCAGUGGAGUGAAAUAUUCCAAGCAUCAGGUGCAAAGUAUAUUGUAUUAACUAGCAAACAUCAUGAAGGAUAUACAUUGUGGCCAUCAAGGUACUCAUUCAGCUGGAAUGCUAUGGACGUAGGACCUCGAAAGGAUCUUAUUGGUGAACUGGCACAAGCUAUCAAAAGCACAACUGACAUCAAAUUUGGCCUGUACCAUUCCAUGUACGAAUGGUAUAAUCCUCUUUACCUGACGGAUAAGCAGAACAAAUUUGCAACAGAUACAUUUGUAACUCAGAAAAUAAUACCAGAAUUACGAGAGUUAAUAGAAACAUAUAAACCAGAGGUAGUAUGGUCGGAUGGCGAUUGGGAAGCAUCAGAUUCUUACUGGAAAUCGAAGGAAUUCUUAGCAUGGUUGUACAAUGAAAGCCCGGUGAAAGAUACAGUGGUGGUGAAUGAUAGAUGGGGUAGCAACAUUCCAUGUCAUCAUGGUGGCUUCUACACAUGUACAGAUCGUUUUAAUCCUGGUGUGCUUCAAAAUCACAAGUGGGAGAAUUGUAUGACUAUUGACAAAAAGUCUUGGGGAUAUCGUAGAAAUGCCGUUUUGGCGGAAUACUAUACAUUGGAGGGAUUAGUGGCAGAAUUGGUAACUACUGUAAGUUGCGGUGGAAACUUAUUGAUGAACAUUGGACCGACAAAAGAUGGUAUUAUUUCGCCAAUAUAUGAAGAAAGAUUACGUGGGAUGGGUGCUUGGCUAACGGUUAAUGGAGAGGCUAUUUAUAAUACUAAACCUUGGUCUGUGCAAAAUGAUACUUUAACAGGCAAUGUUUGGUACACACAAAGUAAAGAUGAGCAACAACUUUAUGCUUCGAUUCUACAAUGGCCAGAUGAUGAUAUACUGUAUCUAGGUUCACUUAAAAUAACAGGAAACUCUCCAAUAUAUUUACUUGGCUAUCCAUCGACAAUCAAUUGGGAACAAAUUGAUAAUAAAUUGGCGAUAUAUUUACCUAUUAAGGCACAUCAAAAUCAGCCAGCUUGGGUAUUGAAAUUAAUAAAAAAAUAAGAAUAUGUGGGAGAUGACAUUUCACACAAGGACCGGUUUUGUCUUUAGAAAAAAUACUUGUCUACUUUACCAAAAAUAUAUUUUUAUUAUU
Molecule: messenger RNA, 1748 nt
Organism: Dinoponera quadriceps
Lineage: Eukaryota; Metazoa; Arthropoda; Insecta; Hymenoptera; Formicidae
Gene: Fuca
Product: alpha-L-fucosidase
Exons: 6
Coding region: 230-1657 (475 amino acids)
Biological process (GO): fucose metabolic process; glycoside catabolic process
Cellular component (GO): lysosome
Molecular function (GO): alpha-L-fucosidase activity
Source: RefSeq, a predicted model, not a curated record